This is a messenger RNA of Panicum hallii, 2493 nucleotides long. RefSeq names its product calcium-dependent protein kinase 17. Gene Ontology annotation, biological process: intracellular signal transduction; peptidyl-serine phosphorylation; protein autophosphorylation. The record is from RefSeq and is a predicted model, not a curated record. The transcript is spliced from 8 exons. Gene Ontology annotation, molecular function: calmodulin binding; ATP binding; calcium-dependent protein serine/threonine kinase activity. NCBI's taxonomy places the organism in Eukaryota, Viridiplantae, Streptophyta, Magnoliopsida, Poales, Poaceae. Bases 168 to 1877 code for a protein of 569 amino acids. Gene Ontology annotation, cellular component: cytoplasm; nucleus.
GGUCAGCCCGACGGGCCCCACCACCUCCCGGACCCCUCCGCCGGGCGCCGGCCAUCCCCUCCCCAAAAUCCUCCCUCGAUCCAACCAAUCCCACACCGUGCUCGCCGCCCAAAUGUCGCCGCGGGCCGCCUAGGGUUCCGGCGGCCGCCGCCCCCCCUGCCGGCGCGAUGGGGAACACCUGCGUCGGCCCCAGCGCCCCCUCGGACCGCCACAGCUUCUUCAACUCCGUCUCCCUCGCCGUGCUCUGGCGCCCCGCCGCCGCCGGCGCGGAGCCCUCCCCGACCCCCGACCCCACCCCCUCCACUCCUUCCCCGACCUCCUCCAGGGCCCCCGACCCCGUCACCAUCUCCGACUCCGAGCACUCGCCCCGCAACCCGAACGGCAAGCCCAAGCCCAAGCCCAAGCCCAAGGUGAAGCGCGUGCAGAGCGCCGGCCUCCUCGUCGGCUCCGUCCUGAGGCGAGACUCCGAGCGGCUCAAGGACCUCUACACCCUGGGCAAGAAGCUCGGGCAGGGGCAGUUCGGCACCACCUACCAGUGCAUCGAGAAGGCGACGGGCAAGCAGUUCGCCUGCAAGUCCAUCGCCAAGCGGAAGCUCGUUACCGACGACGACGUCGAGGACGUGCGCCGCGAGAUACAGAUCAUGCACCACCUCGCCGGCCACCCCAACGUCGUCUCCAUCGUGGGGGCCUACGAGGACGCGGUCGCCGUGCACCUCGUCAUGGAGCUGUGCGCGGGAGGGGAGCUGUUCGACAGGAUCAUACAGCGGGGGCACUACUCUGAGAAAGCCGCCGCGCAGCUGGCGCGGGUGAUCAUUGGGGUUGUCGAAGCUUGCCAUUCCCUCGGGGUGAUGCACAGAGACCUCAAGCCGGAGAAUUUCUUGUUUGUAAACCAAAAGGAGGACGCGCCGUUAAAGGCUAUUGACUUCGGGCUUUCCAUCUUCUUCAAACCAGGUGAAAUAUUUUCGGAUGUUGUUGGUAGUCCUUACUAUGUUGCCCCUGAGGUUCUGAUGAAAGACUAUGGCUGCAAGGUGGAUGUGUGGAGCGCAGGUGUAAUAAUUUAUAUCUUGUUGAGUGGGGUUCCUCCAUUUUGGGAUGAAACUGAACAAGGAAUAUUUGAACAAGUUCUGAAAGGCGAAGUUGAUUUUUCAUCCGAUCCCUGGUCCAGUAUUUCAGAGAGUGCAAAGGAUUUGGUCAGGAAGAUGCUAAACCGUGAUCCCAGGAAGAGAUUGACUGCACAUGAAGCUCUAUGUCAUCCCUGGGUUUGUGUUGAUGGAGUUGCUCCGGACAAACCUCUGGAUCCUGCUGUCUUAACCAGAUUGAAACAGUUUUCUGCAAUGAAUAAACUAAAGAAGAUGGCUCUUAGGGUCAUUGCUGAGAAUUUGUCUGAAGAUGAAAUUGCAGGAUUGAGAGAAAUGUUCAAAAUGCUGGACACUGACAAUAGUGGGCAGAUCACAUUGGAGGAACUAAAAAUUGGCUUAAAGAGAGUUGGUGCUAACUUAAAGGACUCGGAAAUUGUAACACUAAUGGAAGCGGCAGAUAUUGAUAACAGUGGUUCCAUUGAUUAUGGAGAGUUCCUUGCUGCAACUUUACAUCUGAACAAAGUUGAGCGAGAAGAUAAUCUCUUCGCAGCAUUCUCAUACUUUGAUAAAGAUGGCAGUGGUUACAUUACUCAUGAUGAACUACAAAAGGCAUGUGAGGAGUUUGGUAUACGAGAUACACACCUAGAAGAUAUCAUCCGCGACAUUGAUAAAAACAAUGAUGGCCGGAUCGAUUACAACGAAUUUGUAACGAUGAUGCAGAAGGGAAAUAACCCACUAGGGAAAAAGGGUCACGCCAAGAUGAGCUUUGGUCUUAGGGAAGCAUUGAAGCUUGGCUAAAGCUUAUUCCCAUUUCCAUGGAUGAUGCUCCGUGGCAUGCUAGCACUCCACAUAAGCUACAGCAUAUGCUUACUGUUUUUUUUCCAGGCAUGAUCAAUCCUCAGUGUAAAGUGCCAUUCAGCAUUAUACGGCAACUAUAGCCGAGAAAACGAGGCUCGGGACCUUGGUAUUCCGGUACCGAAGGUGGAGCGACAUGGCCGGGUCUGUCAACGAGCAUGCUGCAUGCAGGAAAACAAUGACAGAUUUUUCCAGAGUUCAUCUUAAAUACUGAAACGUCCUUGAUCCUCCACCAUGUACAGGCUUUUUCAAGGAGGGACAGGAAUAGUGGAUGUGUUUUCCGUGACCUUUCUUUGCUCGUUCUGAAGCCCAGCUUCUGGAUGCUCUACAUGGCGCAUGAAUGUUAGAUUAUAGAGCGAAGCUUAACAUGUUGCAUGAUCAGACGAGAUGUGUGUGUUCUAUUUGUUAGAUAGAUGUGCAGUUUUUGUUAUAUAUGUUGUAAGAUAGGCUGUACUGUGAGAAAUGUCACUAGCCUUUAACUUGUACAUGCCGAUUACUGGAGUUCAAAGGAACAUUGUGUGAUCAUAGUAAUGCAUCUAUUACACUUGAAAUUGUUUUA